This is a messenger RNA of Cyanistes caeruleus (blue tit), 1935 nucleotides long. The record is from RefSeq and is a predicted model, not a curated record. Lineage: Eukaryota; Metazoa; Chordata; Aves; Passeriformes; Paridae.
AUGGGACGUGCCGGAGUCAUGGAUGACGGUGUUGUCCUGAUGACUGCGCUUCUCCUGCUGCUGGCCGCUGUGGCUGUCUGGUGGGCUGUUGGCCACUGGCAACCAUGGAGGCAGCAGACAAGGAAGGCAAAGGAGAGCAAGCGUCGCUGGGUCUGGCCUAGAGGCUCACGGAGGAAGCAAGGAGCCCCUGUGGCUCCGAGAUACUCCAGGCCCCUGGCGGCCCCUGGCCCUCUGGAGAGAACUGGAGGAGCCUGUUGUGGCUCGUCUGGUUCCUCCAGAAGCCUGCAUCACCCCAAAAGGCUGCUCCCAGGAAGAUUCUCCACCCCUGGGAAAGCCUCAAGCCCUGCAAGGAUGGCACACCAGCAGAGACCUACCAUCCUUGCAGGAACCUCAGGCUGUCAGAGACCCUCCAUUCUGCCAGGAGCCUCUGCUAUCUCUGACAGCCUCCAUCCCUCGCAGAGGCUCAGGGAGACCUGUCCGCCUGCACAAGGUGCAGAGCCCAUCGACAGUUCUUCCAGCUCCCUUGGACUCACAGACUUCAACAAGAAGGGUACAACCCUGACCAUUGACGUGGCCAGGGAAAGCCCAGAAGUCCAAGUGGGAGCCCAGCCCAAGCCAGGGGAGCCUUCUCAGGAGCAGCUGGCGGAGCAGCAAGCAUCCUGGAAGCAGCAGUUGUCAUCUCACAGCUGCCAGAAUGCUGUGCAAGUUGUGCCAGCUGGCAACAGCGCAAACCUGGUGGUGGAGACGACCCUCAAAACACCAAGGAGGUUCCUCCAUCUCCAGGAAGCUGCCCCAAGACGGCCCUUGACUACCGCCAAGGCCUUUCUAAGAGCAGCUGCUCCUGACACCCCCCUGUGCAAAGCCUUGGGCUGUAGCCCCGGCUGUUCUCAACACCAGAGUCCAGCCCACAGCGCCGGGGACAGUGACGGUGCCAUCCAGCCACACUGCACUCCGGCUCCUGCAGCCUCUGCGUGCUCUGCUGUGCCAGCUCUGCUGCUCAACAGCCCGACGGCUGCAGGGCGGUGGCCACUGCUCGGCAGGCAGCAGGAAGCAGAAAAGAAGACGCUGCAGGAGCUGUACCAGCUGGGUCCACAGCUGGGGAGUGGUGGCUUCGGCACCGUUUUCUCAGGCAUCCGCCUCUCUGAUGGGAGCCCUGUGGCUAUUAAACGCGUGGCUCGGGACAGCGUCCUGCAGUGGGACGAGCUGCCCGACGGCACCCGUGUUCCUGUGGAGAUUGUGCUGAUGGAGAAGGUGGGCUCUGGCUGCCACAACAUCAUCCAGCUCCUUGACUGGUUUGAGCUGCCUGACAGCUUCCUGCUGGUGAUGGAGCGUCCGGAGCCAUCGCAGGAUCUCCUGCACUUCCUGCUGGAGCAGGGGUUCCUGUGUGAGGAGUUGGCACGCUGGCUUUUCUGUCAGGUGCUGGAGGCCGUGCGGCACUGCACUGCCUGCGGCGUCUUGCACCGAGACAUCAAGCCAGAGAACCUCCUCUUGGACCUGGACAGCGGCAACCUGAAGCUCAUUGACUUCGGUUGCGGCACCUUUCUCCAGGAGCAGGUCUUCACGCAAUUUGCCGGAACACGCACGUACAGCCCACCCGAGUGGAUCUGCCUUGGCGUCUACCAUGGCCAUUCAGCGACCAUCUGGUCCCUGGGCGUGCUGCUGUAUGUCAUGGUGUGUGGCAACCUCCCCUUCCGGGAGGACCAGGACAUCAGGUUGGGGCAGCCCUUCUUCAGGCAGCAGAUCUCUCCAGAGUGCCAACAUCUGAUCCGCUGGUGCUUGUCCAAGCACCCUGCGGACAGGCCAGAGCUGGAGGAGAUCUUGCGCCACCCUUGGGUGCGGGGCCGGCGUUUCUAAUGCCUUGCUGGAGCCUCUGCAGCACCCACUUCCUGAAUCCCAUGCGGGACUGAGGACCCAAAAAAUAAAACCAUAAACCAU